This is a messenger RNA of Porites lobata, 2779 nucleotides long. Lineage: Eukaryota; Metazoa; Cnidaria; Anthozoa; Scleractinia; Poritidae. The record is from the annotation of a GenBank genome assembly.
AUGUUUUUAUCCCCCAAAAUGAACGCUUCUUAUUCCCGUGAACAUCUUGUGGACUCAAAGACCGCAGAUAACGAGCAUUUUGUGGCAGGAAUGGAAAGCUCAACGUCGGUUACAAACGAUGGAACAACACUUCUUGUUGCGAAAGAAACUGGACCUGCAUCACUGAUAGAUUCAUCGACAUUUCGAGGUGAAAACAAAACUAAAAUAUCUAUAAGGGGCUUCAGCGAACGUCGUUUAGUCAAGAAAAACGGCGAGCUAAAAGUUCUGGCGAAAAAUGUUCCUGGUAAAACCCGUCGAUACUUGGCGGAUAUAUUUACGACUAUGAUUGAUCUGCGCUGGAAGUGGGUUAUGCUCAUAUUUGCGUCAUCUUAUAUAAUUUCCUGGACAAUAUUUGGAUUCAUUUGGUGGCUUCUAGCGAUACUGAGAGGCUCUUCAGUUUGUGUUUCCAAGGUCUGUUUAAUACAUUAGGAAUAGUGACAUAUGGGUAUAGUAGAACCCCUAGUUAAUAAACUUUCUUUUAAAAGUAUGAGGAAGAGCCCUGAAAACACCUAUUUCUCACCCCAGAGGCAAGGAAUGAUACAGCUCAUCUGAGGCUUGUCUAAGGAAAAUAUAAUGCGCCAAUCAAUUUGAAACUUCAACAUAAACCCCAUGACAUAUGAACUUUUUAAAACAGGCCUAUUCAAAUUCCUGUUAUAUUAAUUAGCUCUUUAUGUAUUAAAAUGGUAAAAUUGACAUCGUAAAGAAGAAAUGUUUUGCAGAUUGUGAAUUCGAAGAAUAGAUUUUAGUGAAUCCACAAGACGUUGAUAGGGUAUUGAACGACAAAAAUUAAACUCUUAGCCUUUAAAGUGCCUGCCAAAGAAGUAAUUCAUUUUUUAGGUGUUCUUUACCUUUAAAGUCCUCUGUCUCAAUUAUUUGAGAAAGGUCGCAUCUUUCUAACCAAGUUGUAAGACCCAGACUGUGGGUGGGCUGGUUGGGAGAGGGGGUGCUGAAGUUUUGAAUUGAUUGGUGCAUAACAAAAGGGUAGCAACUUAACUAGUGGGUCGGCACACAUAACAUGUGAACAGUGUCAGCCAGUGGCUUAAAGUGAGAUGUUCACUCAUAAGACUAAGAAAAAAGAAGGAGUGCUUACAGUCCAGAAGGGAACUUGGAAUACAUGGUAAGUAUGUGAAAGUGUGGAGUGGAUUUUAGUUUUUAAACACCAAAUGACACGUCCCUUUGCAACUUACCUUGUUUAAUCUCCAUCUCAUGAAGGGUACAUUGAAACUUGGAAGUUUUACAUGUGCUCAGCCAAAUAUGGUCACACAAAUCUUAUAUGCAAUGGAUUUCUAGACUGGUUUUCUACCAAUUAUGUUUUUUCCUUUGAGAGUUGUUUAUAUGGGUAUGGGCAACAAAGUUUGAUGGGUAUUAUUUUAUGCCGCAGUAAGCAUUCUGCCCUGGGGCUAUAAAUAUCAUAUUGUGUACUCUUUCACAUAGAGAUGCCAUUUUGGUGCAUGUGUGCAGUCACUAAUAUAAAUUCCUACCUUCUCUUACUCUCUAUUCUGAUCUCAAAACAAAGUCCUGUUGGGUCAUCCUGUACAUGUAGAUUUUCCUGUUGGGUAAAGUAACAUUUCAUGCUCUCUUGUCAAUGAGUAGUAGCCUAGGAAGAUCAUCUUCUAAACAAUCAUAAAAGUAGACAAGGAUGCAAUAGACCUGCAUGGGCAAGUAAAAUUUGAGCAAUGCUUAUCUUAAGGACAAGCUGAAAAUAUUUAAAUUAAUAUUUCAAAGGCAUCUUCAAUCCAAUGUUGCUUAUAACUUAUGAGUAUCCAAAGUUAACACUGACAGCAGCUUUUCAGUCAUAUGCAAAAAGAGCAUUUGAACCAGACUAGUAUAUAAAAUUCACCAUGUCUAUCCAAGGUUCUAAUCUACUUGUACCCCAGUCUUCUGCGACUGCUCUUGCAAAGUAGAGGACAACAGUAGAGGACAGUUUAUAUCACUGGUUUAAACAUAGCUUUUUAAGUUUCUUUUUUUUUAACAGGUUGACAACUGGACAGCAGCAUUCUUGUUUUCUCUCGAAACUCAAGAAACCAUUGGAUAUGGUGAGAAGUCAAUAACAACAAAGUGUCCUGAGGCGAUUAUCAUUUUGCAGCUGCAGUCACUUGUGGGGUUGCUAAUAGAUGCUUUUAUGCUUGGCUUGACAUUUGCAAAGUUAUCAAGACCACGAGAGCGCAUGAAAACGGUCAUGUUUUCAAAAUAUGCAGUAAUUGCUCCUAGGGAUGGAAAAAUGUGUCUUAUGUUCAGAGUUGGAGACAUAAGAAAGAGCCAGAUAGUUGAUCUCUAUAUGCGACUGCAGUUGUUCCGGCCAUGUACCACCAAGGAAGGUAAAGAAAUCAGCUUUCACCAGGAGGAUCUCAAAAUUUGUUAUGACUGGAAUGACCCAGACAAUGACUUCAGGAAUAGGCUGUUUUUUAUGCUUCCAGUGGUGAUUAUUCAUGUCAUUGAUGAGAAGAGCCCCUUCUAUGACUUAACACCAGAACGUUUACAAGAGAGAGAAUUUGAACUUGUUGCUAUUCUUGAUGGUGUGGUUGAGCACACGGGACUCAACACUCAACCAAGAACUUCCUACUUGAACAGUGAAAUUUUGUGGGGUUAUGACUUUUUCAAUAUGCUGGAGAAAUCUUACUUCAGUACAGAUGGUUUCUAUAAUGUUGAUUUCUCCAGGCUGGAUGAAGUUCAUGUUGUGGAAAUGCCGAAUUGUUCUCCAAGGGAGUAUUAUAGGCAGCAACAACUUGUGGAAAACUAG